This is a messenger RNA of Physella acuta, 1415 nucleotides long. RefSeq names its product mitochondrial adenyl nucleotide antiporter SLC25A24-like. The record is from RefSeq and is a predicted model, not a curated record. NCBI's taxonomy places the organism in Eukaryota, Metazoa, Mollusca, Gastropoda, Physidae. Gene Ontology annotation, molecular function: calcium ion binding.
CGCUCACUCAUACCUGGGUAGCUACACACAGGUAGAGGCAGGUACACACAGCACGCACGUGCAUAAGGGAGUGAGUGCUGAGUUAGACCUAGUCGCACCUACAUGUUGAUCUGUCGAGUGUAGUUCUGACGUUUCUUGUGAACGGAGGGUAACUUUUAAAAUAAAUAAAUAGCAACAACAGUGAACAACUACCGACAUCACCCAUAGAGUUAACCAUUUCAUUUCACUUAAAAUCGUACUCAAGAAAGAUUUUGGUUCAACAUGAAUCGCAAAGUUCCCGACCACAUUAUGAAGAUGUUCGAAAAGUACACGGCCAACAACGUCAGAGUGCUGAGUAAACCUCACGCGGUGGGCAUGUUAAAGGCCGAGUUUGGGCUGGACGACCAGGAAGCUGAAGUGAUGUUCAACACGUUCGAUAAAGACAAAAAUGGCAAACUCAGCAUCUGGGAGUUCCAGCAGUUUUGUGUUUGCAUGGGCGAGCAUGCUCAAGAAAUCGUAAACAAAUUCAAAGAACUGGACAAAGACGGAAGUGGUCAACUUGACCCGGAAGAGGCCAGAAUUGGACUCCGUGAAAUCAAAACUGCGACCGGCCGACAACUAGCGGAGAAGGAAGUGGAGUUUUUCAUUUCAACCACGUGUGGGGAAAAUGGCGUCAUAGAUCUGGGUCAGUUCACCAAUCUCUUGUACAGGCUCAAGCUGUACAACGCGCCACCCCCAAAAUAAAGAAUGGACUCUUCCAGCUUAGUUAUACACCAUUUAGAGCCACAGUGGUUCAUUAUUAUUCCAUGUGAUUGGAUUCUACAUUAAUAUAUUGAAGAAAUAUAUUAAUCAUGAUUAAUAUCCUGCACUUUUACUUUAUACGUUUUAAAUCGACUUUCUUUAUCAAGGGCUCACGUUCAUUUUUAUUUGCUUAUUUGUCUUGGCCAUUUUAAAUUCCAAAAAAAAAAAGCUUCUUUUUAAGCUGCUCACUUAUAUUUGAGCUGUUUCUUUUUAUUUGCUCAAUUUCAUUUUUACAUGAUUUGUGGUUUCAUUUUAAUUUUACUGUAAACCAUACAUCAUUCUGUCAAGAUUUUGUUUAAUUCACUAUUGCAAAUAAAUAUUCAAUGUUGAAUUGUUCUAUGCAAUUAUUUUAACAGGUCAUUUUAAUAAAAAAAAAAGUUACAUCUGCAGUUACAGAUGAAAAUUGUUUUGGGAUAUUAAAAAAAAAAAAUUCUUCAAGAUUUUAGUUAUUUUCGUCCAUCUUGUUUUUCAAGCCAUAAAUGAUAAAGUAAAUAAUGUCCUAGAUUCUUUUUAUAGCAUGUUGACACAAACUUCAAGUAUUUUGCAAACAUUAAAAAUGAAGUUAUCGACAAAAAAUUACCAUAUUUUAUCUUUCUUUUAAAUGUAUAUGCACUAUUUAAUAAAUAUAUUUGCCA